Aspergillus versicolor CBS 583.65 is the source of this 615-nucleotide messenger RNA. RefSeq lists its product as uncharacterized. The record is from RefSeq and is a predicted model, not a curated record. NCBI's taxonomy places the organism in Eukaryota, Fungi, Ascomycota, Eurotiomycetes, Eurotiales, Aspergillaceae. The transcript has a single exon. Bases 36 to 377 code for a protein of 113 amino acids.
UUUGAGUUUCUUCUAAGCCCUUAGUAGUUGCCCCGAUGUCGAAAGAGUUUCCAUUUAUGGAAUCACAGCAAUCUAAAAUUGGUCCGUGCACCGACGCGAAAAUCCGCGUCUUCCCCAAUUCUUCAAUGAAAGAGCAUAACUGCCUCCCACCUUGGCAGCUGCCUGGCGUUGCCCCGGACCCGGCAUAUAUCCUUUCUUUGAUCUGCUGUAUACUCUCAGUAGCUGUUAUUUCGCAAUCUGUAUUUCACUCAUUGAUAACCCCUGCCCUCUUCUCCUCCGCGACUCCAUCGAUUGGCGUCACGCGUAUCCGGCGCCACUUUUCUCUGCGUGCCAGUGGCUAUGACGAACACCUUUUACCUAUGAGGAUCGGUUUGUAAAUUUAAGCUUUGCGAAACAACAACAAAAAUGUCGACCCGAGAUUCGCCGGUCACGCCUACCUUUUCGCACGGCGAUAACACCAUGCAGCCGUCGUCGCCCCUGACGGACGUCGACCAGGAUGUGAAAAUGGCAAACGAGAAUGGAACAUCUGGACAAAAUGGGGCUGUGGAGGAUGAGGAGGAUAUGGAUGUUAAGGCGAAAGCGCUCAUGCAUCUGCUGAAUACAAGCGAGGUGAGG